AUGGCCCCUCCUCCUAGUCCCAUAGUGAUUGAUGCGCAGGCUGUCAGUGGCAUCACAGGCUCUAUAUCCAUUGCAUGCUGGAUUAUUGUAUUUGCGCCCCAGAUCUAUCAAAAUUUCGUGAGGAAAAGCGCAGAAGGUGUUUCACUGAUGUUUGUGAUUCUUUGGCUAUUGGGUGAUGUUUUCAAUGUGAUUGGUGCGGUGCUGCAGAAAGUGUUGCCAACGAUGAUUAUUCUUGCGCUGUAUUAUACUCUUGCUGACAUAGUUCUUCUCUAUCAAUGUCUCAUAUACGGCCACGAUAAAGGAAUACAGGUCGAUCCUAUUCAUCUCAGCCCGGCCAAUCCUUUAACAGAGGAUGAGCCUUUACUUGAAACAGUGCUAAGCCACGAGAGUUACAACGGGCGCCACGAAGUCGUUAACAACGCCGAAGUGUAUGAUGACGCCGAAAGUGAUGGCAACAAUUUCAACGAUAUUGAUGGUGUCAACAUGACUAGUUCCUGCGAUCGUGACUACGUCAAGGAGAUUUCUUAUAACUUGUUAAUGAUCGCAUUGGUCGUUUUGGCUGGUGUAGGAGGAUGGUUAUUUGAUGGAAGAAGUAAAGGCGACGUUCCUCCUUCUGAUGACCAGUUGACUUUCAAUCCAAUAGCUCAAUUUUUUGGAUGGCUUUGUGCUGCGCUCUAUUUAAUCUCUAGAAUUCCUCAAAUCAUUCUCAACUAUGAGAGAAAGUCCUGCGAUGGUAUUUCCUUCCUUUUCUUUCUCUUCGCAUGCUUAGGUAACAUUACCUAUGUUGUUUCCAUAUUAUCCGUCACUACCGGAAAAAAAUACGUUCUUAUCAAUCUUCCAUGGCUUAUUGGUUCGGUCGGUACUCUCAUUGAAGAUUUUACUAUUUUCUUCCAGUUCUUCUGUUACAGAAAGAACAGCCAAAGCGUAGAAGAGGAACUCUACGACGACCGUGACGAUGACGUGGACUCUACAAACAAUUCGAACUAUAAUGCUGCUUAA
Messenger RNA from Brettanomyces nanus, 999 nucleotides. RefSeq lists its product as uncharacterized. Gene Ontology annotation, cellular component: fungal-type vacuole membrane. NCBI's taxonomy places the organism in Eukaryota, Fungi, Ascomycota, Pichiomycetes, Pichiales, Pichiaceae. The coding region runs from base 1 to 999 and encodes 332 amino acids. The record is from RefSeq and is a predicted model, not a curated record. Gene Ontology annotation, biological process: basic amino acid transmembrane export from vacuole. The transcript has a single exon.